Molecule: messenger RNA, 1097 nt
Organism: Mytilinidion resinicola
Lineage: Eukaryota; Fungi; Ascomycota; Dothideomycetes; Mytilinidiales; Mytilinidiaceae
Exons: 3
Coding region: 389-1012 (207 amino acids)
Source: RefSeq, a predicted model, not a curated record
AUAUCUUCUGUAGCUACAUCAUUAUGCAGAAUUGUGAAUGAGCACUUGUGCAAGCCGAGAGCUGUCAAAUUAUGAACACCCACGAGUCGCGUGUUCCCGUGAGCCUCCCAAUUGCACGGCUUUCUCUCUCACCCUCUCUUUUAUCUAGUCUCGUCAACGAACCGUCCUGUGGACGAUCUGCUAUAAGAAAAAACCACCUUCGAUCCACUUCAUGCUUUCGGUCUCCCUUGUCACAAUCCGAGGCGUGGAAUGAUCGGUAAAUCCUCUAACCUGGGAGCCUUUGCAUUGCCCUUGGCUGCACUGACAUGCAUUGACGGGAAUGUAAUUCCCACGAUGUCAAACUCAUUGAAAUCGACUGACACGAGAUGCUGAAGAUGCAUUCUUCUGGAUGAGCUGUGCGACGACAAUGGCUCGUGCUGCGAGCUGUCUUAAUGACAUGAACCAGUACCCCAAUAUCGAUUGCAAACGAGGCGACAUCGUGAAUGCCGAUGCUUUUAUUACAACUCUUGCUGGCGUAUGCGAAACCGAAGAUGGCCUAUGGCACCUCAAGGCCGCCAGGGAGGGCUAUGCAAAAGUCUUCCUUGACUACAGCGAAGUCCUGGAAGACGAGUUGACGACUAAUAUUGUGGUCGACCUGCCUCGUUGCGCAGAACUUCAUUCUUCUACUGAUCUACGGCCCGUUGUCUUCGCGUUCCUAGGCCAAUUCAAAGAUCUGAAUAAGCGAUGGAGUAAUUUCUACAAAGAUAUGAUUGUGGAGGCAAUUAACCUUUUUACCAGCUAUCAGGAACAGCGGCUGUCACAGAUACCCAGAGCUCCGGCAAGCCUAAUCGAUGGUUCCAUGCUCAUCACGUUGGCGCUACGAUGUGUAGUCACUUCCCACAGAUUUGCCAACAUACACUACUGUUGGCUGCCAAGCUCAGAUGUACCCAAUUACAUCGACUUUCACGCAUGCAUUGCGGAGACGAAAAAGAGUACACAUGGCGGGGGAUACAGUCCUAGAAUCGAAGUAUAGAAGCUACCACAAGACACUGAAGUCCCUCAUAGUACUAGAGAGCCCUAUCACUCUGUACUCAUCAAUACCGCUCGCUUAGCUCAUA